CUGCAAGGACACAACGGGGUUUAUCAACUUAAUAUUACAUCUAAGACAAAGCUUGCGUACUGUGAUAUGACAACAGAAGGGGGAGGUUGGACGGCUAUACAAAGAAGACAAGAAGGUUCUACAGAUUUUUACAGGACGUGGUCAGAAUAUAAACAAGGAUUCGGAAAUCCUUCUAAAGACUACUGGAUUGGGAAUGACGCAAUUUAUGAGCUGACAAAGAACAAAGACCAAGAGCUCCGGGUGGAGCUACAAAGAUUUAAUGGCGCUAAAGCAUAUGCUCACUUUUCCACAUUUUAUAUCAAUGAUGAAGAUAGUAAAUACAAUCUCAGUGUGUCAGGGUAUAAUGGAACAGCAGGUGACAGUUUGUAUUAUCACAAUGGAUGUAAAUUUAGCACUAAGGAUCAGGACAAUGAUAAGAGUAGUACUAGACACUGUGCUACAGAAUAUCACGGAGGCUGGUGGUACAAAUUCUGUUACAUUGCAAACCUGAACGGACUGUACGCACAAUCUGUAUGGAAUACCUUCAUAUCUGGAGAAGCGCUGCAAAAGACUGGAAUGAUGAUCAGGCACAAAAACAAGAGUCAACGUUGA
Messenger RNA from Saccostrea cuccullata (small rock oyster), 591 nucleotides. RefSeq names its product ficolin-1-like. The coding region runs from base 67 to 591 and encodes 174 amino acids. NCBI's taxonomy places the organism in Eukaryota, Metazoa, Mollusca, Bivalvia, Ostreida, Ostreidae. The transcript has 4 exons. The record is from RefSeq and is a predicted model, not a curated record.